Neltuma alba is the source of this 2671-nucleotide messenger RNA. RefSeq names its product guanine nucleotide exchange factor SPIKE 1-like. Bases 307 to 2652 code for a protein of 781 amino acids. The record is from RefSeq and is a predicted model, not a curated record. Gene Ontology annotation, biological process: small GTPase-mediated signal transduction; positive regulation of GTPase activity. The transcript is spliced from 17 exons. NCBI's taxonomy places the organism in Eukaryota, Viridiplantae, Streptophyta, Magnoliopsida, Fabales, Fabaceae. Gene Ontology annotation, molecular function: guanyl-nucleotide exchange factor activity.
GGCACACAGCACAACAGCAUCUGUGCUCAUAUGAACUUUCGUUUGGCGUUUUCUCUCUUUGGACUUCUUUUGACUUGUUUACUGUGCUGGGCUCUACUCAUUCUGCUGCAUUCGUUUCUGCUUCCUCUCUUUUCGCCUGUGUUUUCCUCUCUGAAGCUCUUGUCUUUGCAAAUGCUUUCUAUUCUGCUUCUAGAUCCAGAAGAGGUUGGAAAUUGUAGGGAAAUCUAGCAUUUGAAGGAGACCCAUUAGUCGUCUUCUUCAAUUGGAAGUGCAGAACCACGAGUCAAGUAAAACCCUAGAUCUGCGAUGCUUCAUCUUCGCCCACGGCGGGAUUCUACUCCCGCCACCACUCGGUGGCAGAACAAGUUUGACGAAAAUUUGGAGCAAUGGCCGCACCUCAAUGAAUUGGUUCACUGCUAUACAACAGAUUGGGUUAAGGAUGAGAACAAGUAUGGGCACUAUGAGAGUGUGGGUCCGUUGUCGUUUCAGAAUCAGAUAUAUGAAGGCCCUGAUACUGAUAUUGAGACUGAAAUGUGUCUUGCUGGUGCAAGGCGAGCCAAGGCCGAAGAUAUUACUGAAGAUGACAUUCCAAGUACGUCAGGAAGGCAGUUCAUGGAAGCUGCGGAUGCUGACACACAGCCUUCAGGUGUUCCCAAGCACUUUGGUCAAUCUCCCCUUCCAGCUUAUGAGCCAGCAUUUGAUUGGGAAAAUGAGAGGUCGUUGAUACUUGGACAACGGAUACCAGAAACUCCCAUAUCACAUGGAAUGAAAAUUUCAAUAAAAGUCCAGUCUUUACAAUUUCAAGUGGGAUUAGUUGAGCCCUUUUAUGGUACAAUUAGCUUAUACAAUAGGGAGAGAAGAGAAAAAUUGUCAGAAGACUUUUACUUUCGUGUCCUACCGACAGAAAUGCAGGAUACCAAGAGUUCAUAUGGACGUCAUGGGGUUUUCUAUCUAGAUGCUCCAUCAGCAUCAGUUUGUUUGCUAAUCCAGUUGGAGAGACAUGCUACAGAAGAAGGCGGGGUCACUUCAUCUGUUUAUUCACGAAAAGAAUCAGGUCACUUGACUGAUAGAGAGAAGCAAAAAUUGCAGGUGUGGUCUCAAAUCAUGCCUUACAAAGAGUCCUUCGCAUGGGCCAUGGUAUCAUUAUUUGAUAACAAUGCUGGUGCAGCUUCGGUAGGGCCUGCUUCCCCAAGCAGCCCUCUUGCUCCAAGUGUUUCUGGUUCAAGUUCCCAUGAAGGUGUUUUUGAGACUAGUGCAAAAAUCUCUCUAGAUGGAAAGCUGGGUUAUUCGAGUGUAAAUUCUGUCAUGGUUGAGAUUUCAAACUUAGACAAAGUCAAAGAAAGCUACACUGAGGAAUCACUUCUGGACCCCAAACGUAAAGUGCAUAAACCUGUUAAAGGUGUUUUGAGACUGGAAAUAGAGAAGCACCAGAUUUCCCAAGCUGAAAUGGAAAACAUGUCAGAAAUUGGUACCAAUGACUCUGUGGACCCAAGCGAUCAUAUUGCAGAGUCUUCAUCUGGAAAACACCCUAGUGAUGGUUUUGAUGAUCCUCAGGGUAGUAUCUCGAAAUGGAAUUCCCAUGAUGGGAAAGAAGCCUCUGGAAAUGGAACAAAUAUACAUGGGAAUCCAGAUUUUAAUUCUGAUGAUUUCCAUGCUUUUGACUUUCGCACUACAACGAGAAACGAGCCUUUUUUGCAACUGUUUCACUGUCUGUAUGUGUAUCCGUUGACUGUAAGUUUGGGUAGGAAGAAAAAUUUGUUCAUACGGGUUGAACUUAGAGAGGAUGAUGGUGAUCUUCGUAAACAGCCAUUGGAGGCAAUGUAUCCUAGGGAUCCUGGUGCUCCGCUACAGAAGUGGGCUCACACCCAAGUUGCUGCUGGGGCUAGAAUGGCUUGUUACCAUGAUGAAAUCAAACUUUCCCUCCCUGCUAUGUGGACACCAACACACCACCUUUUAUUUACUUUCUUUCAUGUUGAUCUGCAGACAAAAUUAGAAGCUCCAAAACCAGUGGUGAUUGGAUAUGCGGCACUUCCGUUAUCUUCACAUGCUCAGCUGCGAUCUGAAAUAUCUCUAUCAAUUAUGAAAGAGCUGAUUCCCCAUUAUCUCCAGGAUACAGGAAGGGAGAGAUUGGAUUAUUUGGAAGAUGGAAAAAAUGUCUUCAAAUUACGUUUAAGGCUUUGCUCAUCUUUAUACCCUGUCAAUGAACGCAUUAGGGAUUUCUUUCUUGAAUAUGAUAGACACACGCUUCGAACAAGCCCACCUUGGGGUUCUGAACUUCUGGAGGCUAUUAAUAGCUUGAAGAAUGUUGAUUCCACUGCUUUACUUCAGUUUCUUCACCCAAUUCUGAAUAUGCUGCUUCAUCUCAUAGGCAAUGGUGGAGAAACACUCCAGGUUGCAGCUUUCAGGGCCAUGGUUAACAUUGUUACCAGGGUGCAGCAGGAGUCAGUUGACGAUGCUGAAAGAAAUCAUUUUUUAGUCAAUUAUGUUGAUUAUGCGUUUGAUGACUUUGGUGGUCGUCAACCACCAGUAUAUCCUGGAUUAUCUACUGUUUGGGGAAGCUUGGCACGAAGCAAGGUAUUGUGCAUUCUUUCUCAUUUUGAAAUUUCUAUAUUAUUGACAUACUGUGAUGUAAAUGUUGUAUCAAUUUCGUAGUCAUGAUAUAGUAUAAAUA